This is a messenger RNA of Achroia grisella, 1030 nucleotides long. Its product is annotated as ATP synthase subunit b, mitochondrial-like. Gene Ontology annotation, molecular function: proton transmembrane transporter activity. Bases 82 to 864 code for a protein of 260 amino acids. Lineage: Eukaryota; Metazoa; Arthropoda; Insecta; Lepidoptera; Pyralidae. The transcript is spliced from 2 exons. The record is from RefSeq and is a predicted model, not a curated record. Gene Ontology annotation, biological process: proton motive force-driven ATP synthesis.
UUAAAAAAAGUACAUUAACGUCACUAUUACUAAUAUUUGGCCUAUAGAAUAAAAUAUUGAAUUUCAAGUGUCAAAAAUAAAAUGUUCACUCGCCAAAUAUCAGGUUUAGGAAGUCAGACGCGACUGCUUUUCCCGAAAACAAUACAAGUUACUCACUCGAAGACAUGUCCUACAAAAAAGGGGCCCGUAUGCUCAGGGUCUGGUGGAAAAGAAACUGCUCCUAAUUAUUACGUUCCUGUAUUAAAGCGACAGUUAUUUUCUGGUAAAGUAAGAAUGGGUUUCAUACCUGACGAAUGGUUUUUGUUUUUCCAUUCAUGGACAGGUGUCUCUGGACCCUAUAUUUUUGGUAUUGUUGUUACCAAUUAUUUAGUUAGCAAAGAAAUUUACGUCAUGGAGCAUGAGUACUACAGUGGAUUAUCCGUUGCCUUAGUCUUGUAUUUGAUAUCUACUAAAUUAGGGCCUGGUAUAGGAGCUAAUUUGGAUAAACAAGUUGACGCUGAAAUAGCAAAAUGGGAGAAAGGGCGGACAGAUGAAAUAGAAUUUUAUGAAGAUGUUAUAAAAACAAGCAAGGAUGCUCAGUGGAGGGCAGAAGGACAGAAAUUAUUGAUGGAUGCGAAGAAAGAGAACAUAAACAUGCAACUUGAAGCAGUUUACAGAGAGAGGCUAAUGCAUGUUUAUCAAAUGGUUAAAGGACGAAUGGAUUAUCACGCAAAGAGGUAUCAAACCGAAGCACGUAUACAUCAGAAGUGGAUGGUUGGUUGGAUUUUGGAGAAUGUCCAAAAAUCUAUCACGCCAGAACUGCAACAGCAGGCGCUGCAGAGUGCUAUUCAAGAAUUAUCAGCUGUAGCCAGUCGUGCUAAUUAAACAUUAAAAUAACUUUGUAUUUUUUCACGCAUACUUCAGUGAUAUUUAUAUUCAUUACAUUAUGAACUGUCAAUUCAGAAGUCUCGUGAAAUUUAUCUGAUGAUAUAGUAAAUAAAUUUUUAUGUGCUGAGGGACUAUGGUUGGGACGUAUGGUGUAAAUUACAAC